Arachis ipaensis is the source of this 2107-nucleotide messenger RNA. RefSeq lists its product as uncharacterized. The record is from RefSeq and is a predicted model, not a curated record. Lineage: Eukaryota; Viridiplantae; Streptophyta; Magnoliopsida; Fabales; Fabaceae. Gene Ontology annotation, cellular component: cytoplasm.
CAUGCCCAUAACCAGUUUCUCUGCCUCCAAAUCCAGUGCCUAUAUUCCUAUAACACAAUUCACAAUUCAUAAAACCCUUUGCAGUUUUCUUUUCUUCUCAAACAACACAUUUCCAAAAAAGGUGAUAAACGACAGAAGGGAUAGCGAACGACAUCGUUGCGUGUUGCCGCCAUGAACUUCUUCGCGUCCGUCUUCUCCGAGGAACCCGAUUCGCCGACACACCAAUCCGAACAACCGGAUCCAGAUCACGAUGAUAACGAGCCCCCUACUGCGGACGCAGAAAACUCCUCAUCCGGCGAUGCAUGGAGCUUCGGAGGCCUGAUCCAAACCCUAGCGUCCAAAUCGGAGUCUGUUCUCGAGAACUACCGCCGCGAUCUCGAGGAUUUCAGCUCCGGACUGAGGAUGGAGACUGCGGUGAUCCGUGAGGCAGCAUCACGUGCCGUCAAGGAUCUCCCAUCCUCCCUCGACGCCGGCGCCACCGUGGCGCAGGAGUCGCUCGAGACCGUCGGCCAGGCCAUAGACGACAUCGGCUUCACCGUGUGGAAAUCGACGGCUAAGAUCAUCUCUCACGGUAGAGACUCUCUCCUCGCCCCUGAUUUCGAUUCCUCAGAUUCCGAUAACAACAAUCUUGCUAGGAAUCGGUUGAGUAGUAGCGGCGGUAGUUUUGAUUUGAAACGUUAUAGUAGGUUUGAUGCGCUGGUACGUGCUCUUCAGAACGACGUGAAUACCUAUGUGGAGGAUCCUGAGGAUUUGGAAAAUUAUGAGGAGUGGAAAUUAGGGUUUGUGUUGGGGGAUAAGGGUGAGGAGAUUGGGAAUUUGAUGGAGGAGAAUGGUAGUGUUGAGGGGAUUUAUAGGAAGGUCGUGCCUAGUAGGACUGAUCAUGAUAGCUUCUGGACUAGGUAUUUUUAUAGGCUGCAUAAACUGAAUCAGGCCGAGGAGGCGAGGGUGAAGCUCGUGAAUCGCGCAAUUUCUGGAGAGGAAGAGGAGGAUUUGAGCUGGGACUUCGACGACGAUGAUGACAAUGACGAUGGAUAUGAGCCGAAAGGUAGCUCUGCCAGGAAUGCGCAGCAGCAGCCAGAGGUGGAGGGGGGAAAUUCUGCUGAUGCUGCCACGGGUAACAAUGCUGUUGAGAGAAUUAGUCCUGGGGAGAAGGAUUUGAAGAUAGAAAGUGAUGGAAAGGGUGUUACUUCUGAUUCUAAAACUGAUGGUGAUGAUAAGCCGGCGGAGGUGGAGUAUGAAAGGAAUGUGGCAUCUCCAUCUAGUGUUGCUGCAACUGUAAGUGAUGGUGGCGAUGGUGAGUUAGAUAUGAAAUAUGAAGAGAAAGAGGCAUCUGAAGUGAAGACAGAUAAUGAAAAUGGAGGAUCUUGCAAAGAUAGUGAUUUUUCUGUGGUUUCAAGCCAGCCUUCCACACAUGGGGAAGAAGACAUUGGAUGGGACGAAAUUGAAGAUAUUGUUAGCAAUGAUGAAAAUAAGGGGGAUGCUGGUGGGUCCACAAGUAGGGGUGAUUUGCGGAAGAGGUUGACUGCAGCAGACCAAGAGGAGGAUCUCAGUUGGGAUAUUGAAGAUGAUGAUGAGGAUGUUAAAUCAUAAACAAAAUGUGAGUUUCAGAAUCAUUAUCAUUUAUAAACAGGAAUUGCUUAUUAAUUGUAUAAUUCUUUCUUUGUAACUUAGCAAUGUAAAUAAACUCUAUUUUUUAUGUCUUACCCUUACACACAAGCUUAAGUGGCAAGGUGUACACCAUUUGCAAUGAAGUUUAAUUUGUAAGUUCAUGUGGAAUCUUCAUUCAUCCAACCUGAGGAAGGGUUUUUGCAUCAUUUUAGAUGACUUACGUAGAAAGUAUGUCUUUAAGCAGCAACUUGUAAUAGUUUGCAUUUACGUUCAUUGCAAUUUUCUUUCCUUAAACUUUGUAUUUGAAAAUAGAUAGACAAGGCUGUCCAAUCAGCACCCCUACCUCCUUUAACUUUGAUGAGUAAGCGUCAAGAUGAUUGAUGUUGGUUUGUGAACUGGUCCACUUUGAGCAUGGUGUAAGCACCCAAGCAAAAAAGUCGAUCUUGUUCGUAAUUUUUGUUCUAUUCAAAUGCGUAUUCCUGAUAAUGUAUUUGGGCUA